GUUCCUUCCACGAUUGGAAAUACUAAGUCAAGAAGAUCUUGUAUAGGUACUUCUACAAAACAAGCAUUUAAUGAUAAAAAUGUUCCUUCCACGAUUGGAAACACUAAGUCAAGAAGAUCUUGUUUAACUGCUUCUACAAAAAAGGCAUCUCAAGAUAAGAAUCUUCUUUCCACAAAGGAAGAUGCUAAUAUGAGAAGAUCUUGUUCGAAUCUUUCUGCUAAAAAAACAUCUCAAAAUAAAAAUAUUGUUUCUACAUUUGUAGAGUAUAGCAAUUCAGAACUUGUUUUUAAAAAAGAAAAAGUCCUAUUCUUUGAUAUUCCCAUAGAUUCCAAGCAAAGAAAAAUUACACGUCCUAUACCUUUCAGUUUUGAAAAUCGUGAUAAAUUGAAGGAACAGUUUAAAUUGAAACAAUCACAGCUUGAUAAAGACAGUAACAAAACUACUGAAAAUCAACAGAAUAAACAAGAUACGAGCAAGACAAAAUUAUGUUUGCCAGCAUGUUCAUCAACUAAGAAAAUCACGAACAUAAGGGUACAAGAAAAAAAAUUAUCAAUAUUAGAUGAAAAAUCUACGAAACAAAAGAAUGAACAAUCUGAUAUUGAUGCUACUAUGACAAGUGAAAUCAAUCUAGAUCAAACAGGAAAUAUUAAACCAAAAAGUAUGACAAUUGGAAUGAACUCUUAUAAGAGAGGGAAGCAAAGGCACGAAUUUGAUGAAAAGAUUAAACAAAAACUAGCUAUGCAAGAGAAACAACGUGAAAAAGAGAAAGCUGCACAAUUAGCCAAGGAAAAAUUAGAAGUGGCUAUGCUUCGUAAACAGACAGUGGUAAAAGCGAAACCUAUGCCAGUAUUUAAACCGCUCUACCGUAUUAAAUCUACUAAACCUUUAACUGAACCACAGAGUCCAGAUUGGAUGUAUAAGAAUAAAAAAAAAACUUCAUAACAUUCUUCGUUGAAUAGGAAAAAGUAUUAAUAUAUUAAGUAUUCCGUUUUAUUUGAAAUAUUCUAUGUAAAUAUGUUAAAGAAUAUAUAUGUAAGAUAAAUAACAUCUUAAAGUGUUAAUGCAAAGAAUUUAUAAAG
This is a messenger RNA of Polistes dominula (European paper wasp), 1079 nucleotides long. RefSeq lists its product as uncharacterized. NCBI's taxonomy places the organism in Eukaryota, Metazoa, Arthropoda, Insecta, Hymenoptera, Vespidae. The record is from RefSeq and is a predicted model, not a curated record.